This is a messenger RNA of Peromyscus leucopus (white-footed mouse), 3116 nucleotides long. RefSeq names its product anoctamin 10 (gene Ano10). Gene Ontology annotation, cellular component: plasma membrane. Lineage: Eukaryota; Metazoa; Chordata; Mammalia; Rodentia; Cricetidae. The transcript has 15 exons. Gene Ontology annotation, biological process: chloride transmembrane transport. Gene Ontology annotation, molecular function: chloride channel activity. The record is from RefSeq and is a predicted model, not a curated record. The coding region runs from base 1 to 2613 and encodes 870 amino acids.
AUGGAUGGGAGAAAGGACCAGCCACCCUCUAGUGCGGCAGCGAAGUGUGAUGAAUUUAAACGGCCUGUGUUAAGUUGUAUCAAAAGCCUGUUACUAGGCCUCCAUGACGGGAAGCGAAAGCUAACACUUGCGUUCGACCUCUCAGUUAGCAGCCGCUCCUGCUCGAAAGCACUGUUGGAGCAGACACAUCGCAUUCAUCGGUUGGAGUGUCAGUGGGAGUAUCGAGGCAGUGGUCACAUCCAUCUGAGUCAUGACGCAGGACGGAUGGUGCUGGGUUGGAGGUUUACCGCACUUCCCCACUUUCGUCAGUCUCGCUCUGUGGCUCACCUCAACGUGCAAGGUGAACCCAGCUCUGCCAUCCCCUUCAUCCCCCACACCAUGUUGGCGCUCUUCUGUGGGAGUUCUCCAACUCAGACUAAGUUGAUAGACAUACAGCUGUUUGGAAUCGAAAUAUGCACGGCCCAUGACCCAGAGAGAUGGUGGUGUGCUGUCGAGCGUGGCGGUGAUCGCUCUGACGUUAAUCUCCUGAUUCGCAACCGCCACGUCCUCCUGAAGAGGGAGCCACAGGGCGAGAUGGGUACACUACGGGAGAAGGAGCGGAGUCGGCAUCUCUUGACUGUUGGUGCUACUUGGGCAAUUGAUGUGGAAAAGGACCUUGGAAUCCCCGGCCGCGGAGGAAUCAAUUUAACUGAAACAUUAUACUUUUAUAGAUUUCAUUGUUUGAAGGUUUGUGUCUGUUUUGUUCUAUACUUCACUGUCUCGUGUUUGACAGGUGCCCAGCUGCUGUUUAGACCACUGUUAAAUAAGUAUGAGACAGAGACAAUAGAAAACCAGAAUUUAUACCUCGUUGGUGCCUCCCACAUCAGACUGUUACUUGGGGCAGAAGCAGUAGGACUGGUGAAGGAGUGUGCAGACGCUGCCAUGCGGGCCUUCACCUACAGAACCCGCCACAACUUUAAAGGCUUCCACGAUAACAAUGAGGACUUCCUCACAAUGGCCGAGUGUCAGUUCAUUAUCAAACAUGAACUUGAGAAUCUUAGAGCUAGAGAUGAGAAGAUGAUCCCUGGUUACCCCCAGGCCAAACUGUACCCCGGGAAGUCACUGAUGAGGAGAUUGCUCACGUCCGGCAUCGUGACCCAGGUGUUUCCAUUGCAUGACAGUGAGGCCCUGAAGAAGCUUGAGGACAGCUGGUAUACGCGGUUUGCUCUGAAGUAUCAGCCCAUAGACAACAUCCGUGCCUACUUUGGGGAGACAAUUGCUCUGUACUUCGGGUUCUUGGAGUACUUCACCUUUGCCUUAAUCCCCAUGGCCGUCAUUGGGCUGCCCUACUACCUGUUUGUGUGGGAAGACUAUGACAAGUACGUCAUCUUUGCCUCGUUCAACCUCAUCUGGUCCACAGUGAUCCUGGAGGUGUGGAAACGUGGCUGUGCCAACAUGACCUACCGCUGGGGGACACUAGUCAUGAAGAGGCAGUUUGAGGAGCCCCGGCCCGGGUUUCACGGAGUCCUGGGCAUCAAUUCUGUCACCGGCAGGGAGGAACCGCUCUAUUCCAGCUACAAGAGACAACUGCGCGUCUACCUGGUCUCCCUGCCGCUUGUGUGCCUCUGCCUCUAUUUCUCCCUCUACGUCAUGAUGGUAUACUUUGACAUGGAGGUCUGGGUCUUGAGUCUCCACGAGGACAGUGAGUCCGUGUGGACCAGCCUCCUGCUGUAUGUGCCCAGUGUUGUUUAUGCCAUUGUGAUUGAGAUCAUGAACCGCCUCUAUCGAUAUGCUGCUGAGUUCUUAACAUCUUGGGAGAAUCACAGAUUGGAAUCUGCCUACCAGAAUCAUCUUGUCCUGAAAGUGUUGGUGUUCAACUUUCUGAAUUGUUUUGCCUCGCUCUUCUACAUUGCCUUUGUCUUGAAGGACAUGAAGCUUUUGCGCCAGAGCUUGGCCACACUCCUGAUUACCUCCCAGAUCCUCAACCAAGUUGUAGAAUCUCUUCUUCCUUACUGGCUCCAACGGAAGUAUUGCGCAAAAGUGAAGAGGAAGGUGCAGGCUUUAAAGGCGGAUGUUGAUACCACCUUGUAUGAGCAGGUCCUCCUGGAGAAGGAGAUGGGAACUUACCUGGGAACCUUCGAUGAUUAUUUGGAGUUGUUCCUGCAGUUUGGCUAUGUGAGCCUUUUCUCCUGUGUUUACCCAUUAGCAGCUGCCCUUGCUGUGUUAAAUAACUUCACUGAAGUCAACUCAGAUGCCUUGAAAAUGUGCAGGGUCUUCAAACGACCAUUUGCAGAACCUUCAGCCAGUAUUGGUGUAUGGCAGUUGGCUUUUGAGACAAUGAGUGUUAUAUCUGUGGUCACUAACUGUGCUCUGAUUGGAAUGUCACCACAAGUGAAUGCAGUCUUUCCAGAAUCCAAAACGGACCUGGUUCUGAUCGUGGUGGCCGUGGAGCAUGCCCUCUUGGCUUUGAAGUUCAUACUUGCAUUUGCCAUCCCUGAUAAACCACGGCACAUCCAGAUGAAACUGGCCAGAUUGGAAUUCGAAUCUUUGGAAGCACUCAAGCAGCAGCAAAUGAAGCUGGUGGCAGAAAGCCUGAAGGAGGAGUCCCAGGAAGAGGAGAAGGAAGCUACCUGAGUCAGCGUGCGGCCGUCUGUCCCCAGCCUCCACUGAGGAACCUGCGUCACACCUGCACAGGGCGGGGAUACCAGCCUGAUCUCAGGCCAGAUGCCUGGCUGUGGGAAGUGGCUGAAACACAGUGGGCACACUUACCCUGCAAGGUCUGGCUCCAUGGGAGAAGAGGCUGGGACUCUUGGUAGCUCCCUGGUGCCCUCUCACCUGGACCCUCCCAGGCCCCACACACCCCUCCAGCUGCCUCACUUUGCUCCAGAGCCUUGGCUACCCUUGGACUUCAUCCCUGAGGGGUCACCAGCUUCCCACAUGGCACCCAUAGUAGGUACCAGUCACUUCCAGCCCCACCAGGGCCCUAUGAUGGGGUGGUGGCUUAGGGUCUGUGUGCAUUAUACCAGUUCACAGGAGCCAUGCAGAGGGGGUCCCCACACCUGACUCUCUCUGGUUCUGUAUGCAGUGUGUUAACAGACUCUAACUGAGCUAUUAAAGUCAGCCCUCUCCUCUCCUGA